AUUUCACUUCAUAUAUGUUUGUUUAACAGGGAGAAAGGGGAUAAAGAUUUUGCAAAAGAAAAGAAAUGGGGAAUCUGUUGCCAUUUGUGGGAAUGAUAAUGGUGAUUUUAGUUCAAGUUAGCAGCAUGGUGAUAACCAAAGCAGCAAUGUCUAGUGGGGUUAACAAAUAUGUUCUUAUUGUUUACUCUAAUGUUCUCUCCAGCCUAGUUCUCCUUCCUUGCUCCUUUGUAUUCCACAGAUCUGUGCGUCUUCCAUGGACCUCCUCCAACCUGUACAGAUUGAUCUUUUUACUUUCCUUGCUUGGAUGCAUCGGCCAGCUAUGCGGAUACGCAGGUAUUGACUACAGUUCUCCUGCAAUGGCAACGGCCAUGCUCAACCUCAUUCCAGCUUUCACCUUCAUACUAGCCAUCAUUUUCAGGAUGGAAAAGUUCGAAUGGAGAAGCACAAGCAGCCAAGCCAAGGUCUUGGGAACUAUAAUCUCCAUAACAGGGGCAUUCGUAGUGACAUUCUACAAGGGACCAACAAUUCUCAGACUGUCUCAUCAGCUUCUUUCAUCUCCACAAUUACAAUGGAUCCUUGGGGGGAUUCUUCUUGCAAUUGAAGCUUUUAUGACUUCUGCAUGGUAUAUUGUACAGGCAAUGGUUCUGAAAAAGUUCCCGGCAGUAUUAACUGUCAUGUUUUAUCUUUGCUUCUUCAAUGCGAUUCUUUCAACGAUAUAUUCGUUGAUGCUAGUUAGGGACCCUAGUGCUUGGAAAAUAAGACCUGGUAUAGGACUGGUCGCAAUUUUAUACUCGGCGAUAGUGGCGACUACGUUUCGUAUCAGCUUGUUUUCGUGGUGCCUGUGGAAAGCAGGACCUCUUUACGUUUCCAUGUUCAAGCCGUUGGCCAUUGUCGUUGCAGCCGCUAUUGGCAUUGUCUUCUUGGGAGAAGACCUUUCUCUGGGAAGGGUAAUUGGUGCAGUGAUUAUUGUGAGUGGAUUUUAUGGAGUGCUGUGGGGAAAAGCUAAAGAAGAGAGUUUGGGAUCAGCAAGCCCUAAAGUCCCUUUCCUGCAAAAGAGAACAGAUGAUAAAAGUUCUGCUGUAUAAAGAAA
This is a messenger RNA of Hibiscus syriacus, 1090 nucleotides long. RefSeq names its product WAT1-related protein At5g40240-like. Lineage: Eukaryota; Viridiplantae; Streptophyta; Magnoliopsida; Malvales; Malvaceae. Bases 66 to 1085 code for a protein of 339 amino acids. Gene Ontology annotation, cellular component: plasma membrane. Gene Ontology annotation, molecular function: transmembrane transporter activity. The transcript is spliced from 7 exons. The record is from RefSeq and is a predicted model, not a curated record.